CAUGCAACAUUAGAUUCACGAUGGAGAGACAUAGUCUUUCAGAUACUAAUCAUUCUAGCUUGCUUUGCUAUAAGCAAUGCAGUUCAGUCGGACAUUGAUUGCCUAAUAUCCAUCAAAGAAUCCCUCCAAGACCCCGAGAAUCUCUUACAUUCCUGGGAUUUUAACAACAAUACUGAAGGCUUCGUGUGUCGCUUUUUUGGAGUCGAAUGCUGGCACCCUGAUGAAAGCAAGGUUAUGAAUCUUCGCUUAUCAGACAUGGGACUCAGAGGACCAUUUCCAUUAGGCGUAAAAAACUGCACCAGCUUGACCGAAUUGGAUCUUUCUAGCAACCACCUCACAGGACAACUUCCUUCUAAUGUUUCAGAUUUCAUGCAAUUCCUCACAAAACUGGAUCUCUCAAGCAACAAUCUCUCGGGUCCAAUUCCAUCUAGCUUUUGCAAUUUAAGCUUCAUUAAUGUUCUGAGGCUUGAUAACAACCAACUUACAGGCCAAAUCCCUUUGGAGUUGGCCGGCCUUGAUCGCAUCAAGGAAUUUGAUGUUGCUAACAAUAGAUUGUCGGGACAGGUACCCAUAUUCCGCAGUAGUUCCAUAUCUGCAGACAGCUAUGCAGGCAACCUUGGGCUUUGUGGACCUCCCUUGGAUCCUUGUGUCUGGAGAGCUGAGAAGGAUCUCUUUCUCGCAGGGUUUGCUGUAGGAUUUCCUUUUUUUACUAUAGUUACGUUGCUUAUGGUCUACUGUUCGACUAGGUUGUCUAUGAGCAACAUGAGGUCUUUUCUUCUCAUGGUCAAGAAAAUAAAGGGACGGAAGCAAGACUUGAUUUCGCAAAGCCCGGAUAUCUUGUUAACUGAGCAGAACAAUACCGAAGAAAGCAAGGUAACAUCCAUGGAAAAGUAUAUCCGAAGACUAAGUUUGGUGGAACUCAAGUUGGCAACCAAUAAUUUUGACACUAAAAGUGAAAUUGGCUAUGGAAACAUGGGAAUCAUGUACAAGGCUGUGUUUCCAAACAGUAUGAUGCUUGCAGUCAAGAGACUUCAUAAGUUUGAGAGCUUUGAGAAAGAGUUCUUAUUAGAAAUACAAAUUUUAGGAAGAUUGCGGAACACAAACUUAGUACCAUUGUUAUGCUUUUGCUUUGAAAUGGAUAAGAAAUUUCUUGUUUACAAAUACAUGUCUAAUGGAACCCUCCAUCAAUGGCUACACUCUAGGCCGCAAGUGGAAGGUAGGAAGAUGGGAUGGACUUUAAGGUUGAGGAUCGCAGUAGGGAUAGCACGAGGACUUGCGUGGUUACAUCAUAACAACGCCCUACAGAGUAGCGGCGCCAUCACCAUCGCGCCUCCUCCAUUUUUUCCAGCCAUGGCGCCCUCCGUGGCGGUGUGCCGGCGCUAUGCAGGCGCGAAGAGGCAUACCGCCCCUCACAUGCCGCCCCAUAACACAUACUCUUACAAGGAGGAUGUCUAUAGCUUUGGGAUUUUGUUGCUCGAGUUAGUAUCAGGUAAAGAAAGGCCAUCUAUAGAAACGGAGUCUCUAGGAGAUGAUGUAUGUAGUGAGGAAUUCAAUAUGAUUGAUGAAUGUUUAGUAGGACAAGGAUUCGAUGAGGAAAUAUAUGAAACACUUGGAAUAGCAAAGAAGUGCAUUCAAACACACAAAAAUGGGGCAACAAGUAUGCUUGAAGUGUAUCAAUCAAUUCGUGCCGUUGGAAUAUCAAGAAACGAAAUUUCUGUUGAUUUGUAUAUGGACUUGGAAGGUAACACAGAAGAUAUAUAGCGUCGCACAUAUAGUUCAUGUCCUUGUUUCUCAUAUAUAAAAUAAAUACACUUGUUUUCGUUACAUGAGCAUCGUCAAUUGUAUGAAAGACAUGACAAUAUGAUAUCUAGUUUGUGGUAGAUAUUGAUAUUGUAUAACUUCAUAUUUAGAUUAAGUUAGGAGUGUUUAUAAAUGGCA
Helianthus annuus (common sunflower) is the source of this 1938-nucleotide messenger RNA. RefSeq names its product inactive LRR receptor-like serine/threonine-protein kinase BIR2. The record is from RefSeq and is a predicted model, not a curated record. Gene Ontology annotation, biological process: protein phosphorylation. Gene Ontology annotation, molecular function: protein kinase activity; ATP binding; protein binding. The transcript has 3 exons. The annotation marks the transcript as partial. NCBI's taxonomy places the organism in Eukaryota, Viridiplantae, Streptophyta, Magnoliopsida, Asterales, Asteraceae.